AUGAAACAUGUCUUUGGUCAGACACCAUUUUAUAAUGUUGAGAAUUCACAGUGGAGCUUGUGGCCAGACAUACCUUAUGACUUGAUUGCCAAGUACAAAGGAUUACUGACCUGGUUGGAAAAAUACCGGUUACCUUUCUUCUGCAAAACAAACCUGUGUUUCUAUUACAUUCUCUGUCAGGAACUCAUCAGUUUCAUCAAGUCCCCAGAAGGAGCCAAAAUGAUGAGAUGGAAAAUGGCGGACCAGUGGCUGCUGGAAAAAUGUAUUUCUGGAGUCAGAGGGAUAUGGCGUUUCUGUUCCUACCUCAUGGGCAGUGCAGGUGAAGAACUGCUGGAUUUCUGGAUCCUUGCUGAGAAGAUCCUGAGCAUUGACGAGACAGAUGUGUAUGUGAGAGACUACUACCUGUCCCUCCUGUUUGUGCUCAAGGCCACUCACCUGCAGGAAGGCUCCCGGGUGGCGACUCUCUGCAACAUGAACAUCAAGUCCCUCCUGAACCUCUCCAUCUGGCAUCCCAACCAGUCCACCACCAGAAGGGAGAUCCUAAGCCACAUGCAGAAAGUGGCUCUCUUCAAAAUCCAGAGCUACUGGCUCCCCAACUUUUACACCCAUGCCAAGAUGACAAUGGCCAAUGAGGAAGCAUGUCAUGGCCUGAUGCAGGAGUACGAGACCCGCCUGUGCAGUGUUUGCUGCACACACACAGGAGGGAUCCCUUUAAAUAUGAGCAUCAAGAAAUCCCGCCGCUCCCAAAGGAAGUACUCAAGCAGGAAAGCCAAGAGGAAGCUGUGGCUGUUGAUUGAUCCUAUCUUAUGGUCUCUGGAGACGGACAUCAAGCCAGAAGUCUCCACUAAGCCCCCAAAAGAGAUGAGUCUUGCAGAAAAGGUAGUUUCACAAAAGCCUUUUCUGGGAGUAGAUUCUUCCAAGGAAACAGUAAUCCAUUUCCUGAACAAGGAUACUCAGUAUGCCAAGAAACCCGUUGUGAAGAAGAAAUCCAAGCUCCAACUCCACAUGGAGGGCCUCUUUGAGGCAAAGUUCACCAACAACCUGAGAACAUCCACUCCGAUUAUCAAUCACACUGCCCCCCUGGCAGUCAAGAAGUCCCUCAGACGAGGCAUCUCUUUUGGGUACACUCACUGGGCCCUGAGUGCUGAUGCCUGUGCAGGGAGUCCCUUCCGCUAUCACCUGAAGAAGCUGAACUUGAAGGUGGAGGUGCAACUCUUGGACCUCUGGCAGGAACUGCAGCAUUACCUCGGUGUUCUGAUGAGUAACAGGAAGAGCGGGAAUGCACUCUUUCGUCACAUGCUGGGUAACAGAAUCUGUGAGCUCUACUUGGAUGAGCAGAUCGGGCCACCCUUACCACUCAAACCUCAGACCAUUCAGGGCCUAAAGAAACUCCUACCUUUGGGGGAUGUGAAUCCCUGGGUCCCCAAAGCCCAGAAGGAGAUCUGCAAGGUCCUCUGUCCCUGGUACGAUGAAUUCCUGAACGAAGAGGACUACUGGUUUCUCGUUUUCACAACUCAAACACGCUUCAUCAAAGCCCGGUGGCAUAAAAGAGAAGCCACAAGCAAAGAAGAGAACAUUCUUCUUUAUAAGAGGAUUCAGGAAUCUCUGGUGUUAAGCCAGGGUUUGGCUAACUUGCAGGAAAUGGAGUCUAUGCAGUGGCAAAAAGUGGCUACUGAGAACCUGAGGCGGGGCGGCUCUCUCCAGGUAGAACUGACGACGGCUCCUGUCUUCUUAGAAGAUGUAAACAAAAUGACCUUUGAGGAGCUUGCCUUUAAGAAUCCAAAGUUGGCCAUAGAAAAGAUCAGUGAAGACUUCAAAAUAUACUGCGAAAAGGCACCUGCAAAAGUUUAUACAGUGGAAAUUGUCAAGCAGCCAAAACACACACCCUCACAAAGGAAAACAUCCUUCGUUAAGAAAGCUGUCAUAAGGAAGCCUUCCAUAAGACCAAGUUUCGGCUUUAUUGAUUUCAGCCCUCAAUCUGAUUAUUUCCUGGCGUCUACUCCUCCUAGGAACAUGACAGAAAUCCUCCUAAAUUCUCAACACCUGGAGUACUUCCGGGAGUUCCUCAAAGAGCGGAAGGCUGAAACCCCGUUGGACUUCCUGAUCGCCUUACAGAAGACCAUGAUGGAGACCAAUGAAAAGUCUUAUAAGGCUUCUUUGGAAAGUAUGACCAAGACUUACUUCCACGGCAAGAUCCCUCCUGAGGAAAUGCUGCAAUGCGAUGCUCCUCUUAUCAAAGAAGUUGUUCACAUGCGUCACAUCACCAACACCACACUGCUGUUGCUUCAGGGCCACGUGAUGAAAUCUCUGGAAGAAAAGUGGUUUAAAGAAUACCAAGACAUGUUCCCACCACGUCCUGUGGAAGUUGAACUUGAAACACAGUUUCUCCCCAGGAAACCCUCAAAGUCAGCAAUACACCUACAGGAAUCCCAGAAUAAAGGAUGGAUGAAAAUGAUCUGCUUCAUCAAGAGUUUUUGCAAUUACCGCAGAUUCAUGGCAAAUCCCAAGAAACGCCAACAGUUUAUAGAUUUCAUCCAUCUGGAAAUGUACAACACCAAGGAGAAUUUCUCUGCGUCACCCACCACCCCACCAAUACGUCACACCCCAAUAUCCCCUAGUGCCCGGAGCACAGAACAAGAAAAUGGAGAAAUGGUCCUUAUGAAACGCCGGAUAUUUGGCCACAGAGUUAUCAUUGUCAACUUUGCCGUUAAUGAUCUAUAUUUCUUUUCUGAAAUGGAGAAAUUUAAUGACCUGGUGAGUUCAGCUCGUGUGCUGCAGAUGAACAGAGCAUACAACGAGAAUGACAUCAUCCUGAUGCGGUCUAAACUGAACAUUAUUCUAAAGCUUUACCUGAUUUCAGAUGUCCCUCCAAAGCUGAGGGUGAACAUCUCUGAGUCCCAGAAGGAUAUCAUUUUUGCUGCCAUUACAGAAGGCCACCUAGACCGGACCAUCUUCCACGGGGCUAUCAUGUCCAUCUUCCCUGUCAUUAUGUACUUCUGGAAAAGGUUUUGUAUCUGGAAGGCCACACGCUGUUAUGUAGAAUACAUGGGGAAGAAGUUUAAGGAUGUAAGAUCUCCUCCCAAGUCUAUGUACAAGUACCCACCGUGGAGUGGAGGUGACCAUGCUGUCUUAAGGUUCACUUUGCUCAGAGGUAUUGAAUGGUUUCGACCUCAACACGCCCGCGAGGCAGUGACAAAUUCAAUCCAAAACUCUUCAUCUAGCAACCUCACCCAGCCCAGUAGACCUGCCAUCUCUUCCGCGCAGUUGGGGUCUUCUGCCCCGAGGAAGUUGAUACAGCCCAAUCAGAUUAGGGAGUGACCAAAAGAGACAGAAAGAAGAAAGGCAAGAGAGACUGAAGGCCCUACCUCCACCUUCAGAGGAGCCUUUGCAUGUGCGCGCAUCACAGAGCAACAUGAGGGAUGUGAUGACAUCUGUCCCUCAUUGCCACUGCUACUGGAUCCAGAUGUUUCCUCAAGAAGAGGAAGUGAUUUGAAUGCACAGUACCAUGGGGUACCAGCCCUCACCCCUACACGGUAAUCAGGGCUGUAGGUCAUUAGCCAGAAUAAAGGAUACACCCUAUUUACUAUCCUACAUUCUCACUCAUAUAUUGAAGAAAUAAGGGUUAAGAUAAUCAGUUACCAGAAGCUGGGAAAUCAGGGUGACUUGAGGUACAGG
Molecule: messenger RNA, 3675 nt
Organism: Mesocricetus auratus (golden hamster)
Lineage: Eukaryota; Metazoa; Chordata; Mammalia; Rodentia; Cricetidae
Gene: Rgsl1
Product: regulator of G protein signaling like 1
Exons: 22
Coding region: 1-3318 (1105 amino acids)
Source: RefSeq, a predicted model, not a curated record